Molecule: messenger RNA, 1539 nt
Organism: Cynara cardunculus var. scolymus (artichoke)
Lineage: Eukaryota; Viridiplantae; Streptophyta; Magnoliopsida; Asterales; Asteraceae
Product: omega-hydroxypalmitate O-feruloyl transferase
Exons: 2
Coding region: 49-1428 (459 amino acids)
Molecular function (GO): acyltransferase activity, transferring groups other than amino-acyl groups
Source: RefSeq, a predicted model, not a curated record
UCUUUAUCUCUCUUUUAAGUAAUUUGUCGAAUUGAAGCAACAGGAAGUAUGCAAAGAUCAUCAAAUGAAGAACUUCCAGAUUGUUGCUAUCAAGAGAAUCAACCAAGCUUGAUCAAACCCAGCAGCCCCACCCCGAAUCACAUGCUUCAUCUCUCCAAUCUUGAUGAUCAAAAGUUUCUCAGAUUCUCCAUCAAAUACAUCUAUCUUUUCCAAAACUCUGUAACCAUCCAUCUCCUCAAACUCUCUCUCUCUAGGGUUCUUGUUGAUUACUACCCAUUAGCAGGAAGAUUGAAAACCCUACUCUCACCUCAUGAUGAUGAUGAUCAUGGUGAUGAUCAGAAGCUUCAAGUUGAUUGCAAUGGUGAAGGUGCUGUUUUUGCUGAAGCUUCCAUGGAUAUCACUGUUCAAGAGUUCCUUCAGAUUUCCCACAAACCAAACAAGUCUUGGAGGAAGCUGCUUUUUAGGGUUGAUGCUCGCACUUUUCUAGAUGCUCCUCCUCUUGUUAUUCAAGUGACAAAACUUCGUUGUGGAGGAAUGAUUGUGUGCACGUCCAUCAACCAUUGUUUAUGUGAUGGCAUUGGAACAUCUCAAUUCUUGCAUGAUUGGGCAUAUCUUACGACCAAACCAAUUGAUAGUAUCCCAAUAACACCGUUCCAUUCUCGACACAUGUUCAAGCCUAGGUCCCCUUCCUCACAUUUACCUUUACUACAUCCUGCAUUUACCAAAAACGUCCCUAACUCCACUGCCGAAGAUAGCUUUUCCGUUAACCGAUAUUUACAUUCUCAACCACUUGUUCCUGCAUCAUUGACCUACACCGCUUCUAACAUCAUGCGCCUUAAAAGUCAAUGUGUACCAUCAAUAAAAUGUACAACUUUUGAGGUCUUAGCAUCCCAUACAUGGCUUUCAUGGGUAAAGUCACUCAAUCUUGCACCAUCCCUCGAGGUGAAGCUCCUAUUUUCCAUGAAUAUUCGAAAUAGAGUGAACCCAAAAAUUCCAAAAGGAUAUUACGCAAACGGGUUUGUAUUGGCAUGUGCUAAGACAACUGUUAAAGGGUUGGUUAAUAGCAACUUGCACAAUGUCGUGAAAUUGGUGCAAGAAGCCAAGUUAGCCUUGACUGAUGACUGUGUCAAUAGUAUCUUAGAAAUGUUGGAGGACAAAAACAUAAAAACCGAUCUCACUGCAAGUUUAGUUAUAUCACAAUGGUCCAAACUAGGGUUAGAGGACUUGGAUUUCGGAGAAGGGAAGCCUUUGCAUAUGGGUCCUCUUACGAGUGACAUUUACUGUUUAUUUUUGCCCGUCAUAGGUCAUCCGAACGACAUUCGAGUGCUUGUGUCCUUGCCUAAAGGCCUAGUUAGCAAGUUUGAGUAUUACAUGAACCGUUUUCUUGAUUCAAAUAACGUAGAAGCAACCGGAAAUUGUGAGAAAUAAAAGUUUUGUUAUAACUUCAUUUUGAAUUUAGUGUUUAACUCUACGGAUGUGGCAACAUGUUAGAUUAACUUAAUUGUAAGACAUCAUUUAUAAAACAUGUCGAUUUUUGCU